AUGGCGCCAAACUUCGAAGAACUUCGCGUCUCAAUCAAAGAAGGCGAUGUGCUCCUGCCUGGUGAUGCUGGCUACGAUGACAGCCUGAAGCGAUGGAGCGCAACGUCUAUCAAACCAGCGGCCGCGGUAGCUCGACCCAAGACGGCGGUUGAAGCCUCGGUGACCAUCCGCUUCGCUGCCAAGCACUCCAUUCCUCUGCACGUAUGCGGGGGUGGGCACAACCCCUCUGGUGAAUCCGCGGCCUCCAGUCCGGAAGCUAUGGUUUUGAAUCUGGCUCAUAUGCGCAACGUCUCUGUUAACCCUUUGGCCCAGACUGUCAGUUUUGGAGGUGCCUGUACAUGGGCGGAUGUCGAUAGUGCCCUUUGGGAACACGGACUCGCGACUGUUGGUGGUACCGUCAGCCAUACAGGUGUGGGCGGACUGAUCCUUGGUGGAGGCUACGGAUUGCUUACGGGGCGUCAUGGCAUGGCCGUCGAUGUUCUUCUGAGCUGCGAGGUGGUGCUCGCCAACGGUGAAAUCGUGACAGCUUCCGAGACGGAGAAUCCUGAUCUCUUCUGGGCCCUCAAGGGCGCCGGUUCCAGUUUCGGCGUUGUGACGACUUUUACUUCUCGUGCAUUUCCACAGGGCGAAGUUUGGGCAGGCAUCAUGGCCUGGCCUUUCGAUUUUCUCCCACAGCUGGUAGACUUUGUGAACGAGUUUCAUGGGAAGACAGAUGGUGAUCAGAUGUUCAUGCCCAUGAUGAUAUGUGAUCCGCAUACCGGUGCGAGGCUAUGUGGAGCAUCUGUCUUCUUCAAUGGCACCAAGGAAGAUGGCGAGGCAUUCUUCAAGCCGCUGCGAGACUUACAACCAAGACUGAUGGAUACGAUUGGAGCGAUUCCGUACCCCAAAGCCAACAUGAUCGCAGAUGCCAUGGCGACACCUGGCCGUAGAUAUAUGUUUGGUGGUGCUAACUUCACCUGUCCCCUUGACAUCCAGACGGUAAAGGAUGCGGCCGAGGAGUUCUACAAGGGGCUCAACAAGCCUGGCAAUGAAGAAUUGAGGACAAGUGCAUUGGCUUUUGAGGUCAUUCCACAAGGCAAAAUAAACGAAUACGGCAAAGAGGACAAGACAAGCUUUUCAGCGCGUCAGGGCAAGUACAAUGUCGCCACGAUCGUGUCCUGGGACACGGCGGAAAAAGACCAGGAAGCCAAAGACAUUGCCACAAAAGCCACCAGUAUUUUCAAAGCCAAGUACUUGAAACAAGCCGCAGAGACUGGCGAAGCUGAUACAUACUACAACUAUCUGGAUCCGGCCGUGCCUACGGAUAGAGCAUUAUUGAAGACGGGCAGAUUGUUCGGAGGAAAGACGCCGAGGCUGAGAGAGCUUAAGGCAAAAUACGAUCCGACCAACGUAUUCUUCAAGAACGUGAAUUUGAUGCCAUUGUCGAACUGA
Molecule: messenger RNA, 1431 nt
Organism: Truncatella angustata
Lineage: Eukaryota; Fungi; Ascomycota; Sordariomycetes; Amphisphaeriales; Sporocadaceae
Exons: 3
Coding region: 1-1431 (476 amino acids)
Molecular function (GO): FAD binding; oxidoreductase activity
Source: RefSeq, a predicted model, not a curated record